This is a messenger RNA of Prunus avium (sweet cherry), 1402 nucleotides long. RefSeq names its product U-box domain-containing protein 26. Gene Ontology annotation, molecular function: ubiquitin protein ligase activity. Gene Ontology annotation, biological process: protein ubiquitination. Lineage: Eukaryota; Viridiplantae; Streptophyta; Magnoliopsida; Rosales; Rosaceae. The record is from RefSeq and is a predicted model, not a curated record.
UUACCCAAUCAAUCUCCUAAAACAAUGACAGCCGCACGUUAAACAAAUCCAUGAUGUAAACAGGAGUAAGAUUUUAGAAUGGGGUUGGAGGGCAAUAAGAGAAAGAGGAAUGGGUCCCACCCCAGUCCAGUCCAGUCCAAUCGCACCAUCUCAAUGUUGACCCAACCUUAACCUAACCAGGGUCACGCUGGGUGGGUCAGCUUUUCCCAAAUACACCACACGUGUGGCCAAUUUGGAGUCAGAUGUAGGCACAGAGAGAGAAAGAAAGAGAGAGAGAGCCCCUUCUAGCCCUGCUGGGUACGUUUCUCUGUUCCACUUGGUCCAAUAUAAAAGCCCCCAGCAAGCAAAGCGUAACUAAGCCAAACCCAAAAAUCAGAAUUUGCAGAGCCCUCAGAUUUAGUAACAAACACACACAGAGUAAGAGAGAGAGAGAGACAAAUAUAGAGAUAGAGAGAGAGAGGAACAAAUGCCUGGGAGUUUAGAGCCGUUGGAUUUGGGGGUGCACAUACCAUACCACUUCAGGUGCCCCAUAUCGCUAGAGCUCAUGCGCGACCCCGUUACGGUCAGCACCGGGCAGACCUACGACCGCCCCAGCAUCGAGUCGUGGGUCGCCACGGGCAACACCACCUGCCCCGUCACGCGGGCCCCGCUCUCCGACUUCACUCUCAUCCCCAACCACACCCUACGCCGCCUUAUCCAGGAUUGGUGCGUUGCCAACCGCUCUUUCGGCGUCGAGCGCAUUCCCACCCCCAAACAGCCCGCUGACCCGACCCACAUCCGCCACCUCCUCGCCCAAUCGGCGUCCAAUUCCAACCCGUACCCGACCAGGCUCUCCGCCCUUCGCCGCCUACGUGGCCUCGCCCGCGACCUCGACAAGAACCGCUCUACCAUCUCCUCCCAGAACUCCCGCGAAAUCCUCGUUCAGCUUGUGUUCGCUGAUACCAGCUCGGAAUCUUCCGAGUUGACUCACGAGGCGCUCGCGCUUCUCGUUCUGUUCCCGCUCCCAGAGUCCGACUGCGCAGCGGUGGCGUCGGACCCCGACCGGGUCGCGUACCUGGCCCGGCUUGUUCAGCACUCGUCGAUGGAGGUCCGUGUCAACUCGGCCGCGUUGAUCGAGAACGUCCUGGCCGGGUCGCGGACGGCGGAGCUACGAGCUGAGAUUAGCAAUGUCGACGAAAUCCACCAAGGCGUCGUUUCGAUUCUCCGCAACCCAAUCGCGUAUCCCCGCGCGCUCAAAAUCGGAAUCAAGGCGCUCUUCGCCUUGUGCCUGGUGAAGCAGACCCGAAACAAGGCCGUAUCGGCCGGCGCGCCCGAAACGCUCAUCAAUACCUUGGCCGACUUCGAGAAAUGCGACUCGGAGCGAGCGCUGGCUAACUGGUCCAAGGCAAUUUCAGUCACCUAG